UGGAAUAGGAUGAUCACCUCAAUUAUGCUCUCUCUCUCUCUCUCUCUCUCUCUCUCUGUGAUAGGGAAAUUACAAUUAAAUAAUUAUAAGUUGAUUUAUAAUAGUAAUCUUAAAAUUAAUAGGAGAAGAAAUCGGAAAAGAUGAAGAUUAAAAGGAGAAGAGAGACGGGUAGAAGGAGGCGGCGUAGAAGGAAUAUAUAUAAAAAGGAGAUUAGCUAGGAAGAAGCCAACCACAAACAACAAUGUGAGACGUCGAUCAGAGGGUUUGGGUUUGGGUUUGGGUACAGUACUGGAAUUUAAUUGCAUGUGAUGGAAUCAUCGAAUAAUAAUCAAGAAUUCCUCAUGGUUCGUGAGGAACAUGGAUUUGGGAGGAGCAAUGAUCAGAACCACUUACUGAUCAAUAAUCCACCUAAUGCUUCUUCUUCUUCUUCUUCUUCUUCUUCUUCUGUGUUAGUCCACAACAACUGCCAUCCCAUGACGGUCAAGCUCUCUUUGCAGGGACGCGAAGUUAUCGUCUCUUCGGACGACAAGCCUCCGCUGGGUUUGACCCUCACCAAAACGCCAUAUUUUCUGGGGACACAGCUAUCCCAAGCGAGCAGCCGAAGAUCAGCUUCUUCUUCUCCUUCUGCUUCUUCUUCUUCUUCUGAGACGCAUCACAAUAAUCCCAUCAUCCUCCAAAGAUUUCAAGCACAGACGACGACCCCGACCCCGACCAAUCAGUUUCAGUCUCCUCAUCACCACCCAGCGUCCGAUAAGUUGAAGGCUUCAAACUUCCCCGCAAUGUUCAUCAAGAUUGGUUCUUGGCAGAGGGUAGCCAUGAAUGAAGGAGAGUUGGUGGGAAAAAUUUACUACGCCAAAAGGAAGAUCGUUUGGGAAGUUUUAGAUGGGGCCUUGAAGAGUAAGAUUGAAAUACAAUGGCCGGAUAUUGAGGGAAUUAAAGCCAUCAUCCCUGAUGAUGAUGGUCAUGAUGCUCAAGCAGCAGGAGUACUAGAACUCGAGUUAAACCAGCCACCCCGCUUCUUCCGAGAGACUAAGCGGCAGCCCCGAAAGCCCACCCUUUGGACACCGUCGACGGAUUUUACUGGAGGGCAAGCUCCCAUAUGCAGGAGGCACCUAAUCAAGUUUCCCGGAGGACUUCUUAACAAACCCUAUGAGAAGCUUCUGCAGUGCGAUCCUCGGCUGUUGGAGCUCAGCCGGCAACCUUUCCCAAGGAUCAGGUCUCCAUACUUUCACUUGGAAUAUGAUAAUACCUUCAAUUUCAUAUCAUCAUCACCAGCAGCAGCGGCAGCUGGAGGAGCCCAUACCAGCUGGCUGCAACAGCAAUACUGUCCUCUCCCUGCUUCCUCUCCAUUACCAGUUUCUCCCCAUCCAUUAAUGCUUCAGAAUCUCAACCCUAUUCGUGCUCUUUGGGACUCAAACGAUCCGACUAGUCAAAGGGCUGCUGCCACGUACAGUAAUGUUAGUAAUCAUCAUUGGGAUCAAGGAGCGACCAAUAUUAAUAUUGUCGAAGACACUUCUUUUUAUUCGAGGGAUCAGGAUCACAUUAUUCAAGGGCUGCCACAUUUCUCAUCAUCAGCGGCGGCAACCCUACUACAAGAACAAGCAGCUAAUUAUGGAGCAGCUGCUCCCAACACUCUGGCCUCACUGCAGGGUGAUAUUGAACGGCUUUUCAAAGGUGAUUCCCAAUCUCUAUCCUUGGACGAGGGAGUACUCAUGGAGCCAUUUAAUGCUCCCGAUAACAAUGGACUGAUCAAUGACGACUUGCAGCAGCAGCAGUAUAAACCAGAAGAAUUAAUUAAUGGCGAAAUUUUCAGAGCGGAUGGUGGCCUACUCUGCCCACAACCCCUCCACGGCUUACCUCCACAAACUUCUAAUGAUGAGAACGGAAUGAUGCCUCUUCCCAAUGAUAUUGAUUAUUAUUAUUAUUAUGCAUCGUCUUACACUGAUGCUGGCUAUGGGAUCCAACCAUAGCAAGCAAGCAAUUUUUUUGAAGUGGGCGCGGUGGCCUCACUCUCGUUGGCUGGUUGCUUUGCUUGCCUUGACAAUUUUUUUUUUUUUGGAAGAGAUUCUAGUGGUAGUACAUCUUCAAAAGCAUUAAUUAUGCGAAUUUUUAUGGGGGGUAUGUAUGGAUCAAACCAUAAGUAAAUACACAAACUUUGGUAGAUGAUGAGUAGAGUACUGUUUGUGAAUAAUUAAUCUAGUGUCUCCUCGCCAUCUCUUGUAAUUUGUGUCGUCAAAUGAAGGCAGUUUCCAUUUUCUUAGGGUGGAAAUUGCCACUCUAGUCUAGUAUAAAAGAUAAAAAGUGUUUCCAUUUUUUAAGUUGUCUUCAAUUUGCUAAUAAACAAAUUUGAA
Diospyros lotus (date-plum) is the source of this 2351-nucleotide messenger RNA. RefSeq lists its product as uncharacterized. The record is from RefSeq and is a predicted model, not a curated record. Bases 309 to 1970 code for a protein of 553 amino acids. NCBI's taxonomy places the organism in Eukaryota, Viridiplantae, Streptophyta, Magnoliopsida, Ericales, Ebenaceae. The transcript is spliced from 4 exons.